Messenger RNA from Branchiostoma floridae (Florida lancelet), 2633 nucleotides. Its product is annotated as zinc finger protein 184-like. The transcript has 4 exons. NCBI's taxonomy places the organism in Eukaryota, Metazoa, Chordata, Leptocardii, Amphioxiformes, Branchiostomatidae. Bases 126 to 1838 code for a protein of 570 amino acids. The record is from RefSeq and is a predicted model, not a curated record. Gene Ontology annotation, molecular function: DNA-binding transcription factor activity, RNA polymerase II-specific; RNA polymerase II transcription regulatory region sequence-specific DNA binding. Gene Ontology annotation, biological process: regulation of transcription by RNA polymerase II.
UUCCAGCUUGUCGUUGCGUUUGUUUUAACCUUUGACCUCCAGACGGACAGAGGGAUCGACAGAGCAGAGGAGACAGCUCAGGCCGGUUGUCGUGAUUUUAAUCCUUCCAAACACGGAUUUUCCCAAUGAACAUGGAAGGUAAGAAAGAAGAACUGGCUACUCAGGAGGUCUCCUUGGAGUCUGAAGGUGUUGAGAGAGAGACACGCCCGGUGACACACCAGGAGACACACCCGGAGACAGAGGAAACUGACAUGUACCUGUACACAGUCAUUCACUUUCAAGAGGAUGCAGAUGGUGAAGAAAUGGAUACCACAGAAGAGCCGGAAUCUGUGGAUGAUGCUGAAUGUGGAACUACUGAUCUCCAGAGUGAGCCUGUGUCCCAGAGUGAGGCUGAGGUGACCCCCGACCCAGACACGCCCACAGAUGUGGAGGUCCCCCCACCAGUCCAGUUUCACUGUGCAGACUGUGAUUUCAAAACUACUAUUCGAUCCAAAAUGGAAUGUCAUAUCAAAGAUCAAGACCACAGCUACGGGUGCGGUGGAUGCGCCUUCAAGUCCAAGUGGAAUCGCAGCUGGCGCAAGCACAUGCAGCGCAAACACGGGAUGGUCAAGCGGAGCGUCUACCACCAGCUGAUGUACCAGUGUGGGGAAUGCGGGUACACCACCAAGGCCCGCAAGGCCAUCAACAUGCACAUUCGCAAGCAUUCCGGUGAACGGCCGUACAAAUGUACCUAUUGUAACUAUGCGGCAAAAGACAAGAGCACGCUUCGGAGGCACAGCAAGUGUCACAAUGGCAGCGGGCAGUUCACGUGUGAGAUCUGUAACUUUUCUACCUCUCAGAAGACGACACUAGGAAAACACAUGAAAAGCCACAAUGUGGGAGACAGAUACCCGUGUAUGUUCUGUCACUAUGUGGCACGGGUAGAGAGUGACCUUGCCAUCCAUAUAAGGGAAAGCCAUCCGCCGAGUAUCUAUCAGUGCCCGCAUUGUGCGUACUCCACAGCUCUCCUUGCCAACUUCAGCAGGCACAUGAGAAAGCACACGGGGGUCAAACCCUUCAAAUGUGACAUCUGCAACUAUGCCACAGCCGUCCAGAGCAAUCUGGUCAGGCACAAGCGGACUCACACCAACGAGAAGCCGUUCAUGUGCAAAGAGUGCAGCUACGCGACUUCUGUGCAGAGCAACCUGGUUCGGCACGUGAAUACUCAGCACAUGGACGUCAUGCUGUACCACUGUAACCACUGUGGGUACUCCUCCAACUUCAGGGGCAACAUGAUCCGACACCUGUCGGCACAGCAUUCCAAGAAAGUGUGUAAAGAGGCCGACUCUAGCACAGAAACUGUCUCCUCUAGUGUGGAUGGUGGCAGCACAACAGAGCAGGCGACGGGACCCAGCACCAGUGAACAGCAGUACACCUACAUUCAGGUGGAAGCUUCGGGUACCGUUGGUCACCAUGGCAACAGCACGGCCACGUCACGUUUCAUGGGAGAGGAGGAGGGGGAACGAGUUCACGUGGUUCAUCUUCAAGACGGACAAGACACGGGUCAUAUCGAAAGUGUGGAGACAGAGACCUCAGAUCCCGGUGCAGAGGAGUCACAGGGCGACUUACAGGUCAUCCAAACCGAAGAUGGGCACCUCCUGGCAGUGGACCCAUCCUUCAUGCGGAAUAUCACAGAGGGGAAACAGGUUCACAUCCUGAUGAGCAGCCAUGCAUCCCACAAUGACGAGGGCUUGGAACAGGAAGUGGAAGAUACCAUUUCUAGAGAUGAUGGAAAGACUAACACACUGCCAGACCCUCUUAAUUCAGAAGCAGAUGUCACACAAGAAAAUAAAGAUUAAGCUGAAGGGAACACUCAAGUAUGGAUGUUCUGGCAAUGUAUGUGCUGAUAAAUCAUGGAAAAACAUUUGUCUGUGAUAUGACAGAAAUGUAAAUUUACCAUAUUUUAACAAUUACAUGAUGGUACAUGUAAGCAGAAGACAAGCUCACUCACUGUAGUCUUGUGGGUCAGUGUACAAAUCUCUGAAAUUGUUGACAAAUGACUUAUUCGCUAUGAAUCAUUCCAGAGUACACAUGACAAAUACAAGCUGCCGAUCGAUGGGUAACAAUAAGGAAGUUCUUACUUAUGUUGUUAGGAAGAACUGUCUUGAUUUUCUUGUUGUUCUAAUGAAAAACUGUGUAAUGUGAGAUUGUUUGCACUCGUAGAUUAUGAACAAAUUUUGGCCAGUGUAAUGUAUUAGAAGAUUUUGCAAUAUAUAAAAACAUGAAAUGAACAAUGUGGACAUUUUUGUGGUCUUGUCUUUCAUACAUCAUACAACUACUAGUAUGUCUUUUGAUACAAUAUUUAUUCGUUUUUGUCGUUUCAGUGGAAUGUUGAAUUUUACAUAUUAAGGAAUGAAACUGAAUGAAACAAUUACUGGGUGAUAACUUUUCACUUUUGGUACUUGGAAGAAGUAGAGUUUUCUUGCAAGAAAAUUAUGGGGAUUUCAGCAAAUGUCACAAAAUUCUGCAAACAUCCUCUAAUAACUUCAUAAUUAAUCAGCAAAACAUGAUUAAUAGUAUUUUCCCUAUAAACAGUUGUCCGUGCUUGCACGAUUGUGUUUUAUUUGACUGCAAUAAAGCCAUUCGAAAGCGGA